Messenger RNA from Vitis riparia (riverbank grape), 660 nucleotides. Its product is annotated as thioredoxin H2-like. Bases 112 to 480 code for a protein of 122 amino acids. The record is from RefSeq and is a predicted model, not a curated record. Gene Ontology annotation, molecular function: protein-disulfide reductase activity. The transcript has 3 exons. NCBI's taxonomy places the organism in Eukaryota, Viridiplantae, Streptophyta, Magnoliopsida, Vitales, Vitaceae.
CAUAAAUCACGCCAAACAUCUUCCACCAAAAAUAUAUCCACAACAGGGCAGCUGUGUGUUUCAAAUACGAUUGGCUCUGGUUUGCCAGCAGUCUCCAAAAAGAGGAAGAAAAUGGGAGCCAGCCACUCGUCUUCUUCAAAGUCAUCUCGUGUCCUUACCUUCAAUUCCUCAGCAUCAUGGAAGAUACAUUUUGAAGAAGCCAAAAGCACUGGCAAACUGAUGGUUAUCGAUUUCUCGGCUACAUGGUGUGGACCUUGCCGAUUCAUGGAACCCGUCAUUAAUGAGUUUGCUGAGAAAUAUACAGACGUGGAGUUCGUCAAGAUUGAUGUGGACGAGUUGUCGGAUGUGGCUCAAGAAUUUGGAGUGCAGGGAAUGCCAACAUUCUUACUGAUCAAGAGAGGAACAGAAGUUGAUAAAGUGGUGGGAGCCAAGAAGGAAGAACUCCAGAAGAAGAUCGAGGCUCACAGGAAAAAUUGGUGACUCUAGCCCAUGAUUAUGAACUAGCAAAAGGAGACGAGCAUGAAGCACGAGCAGAAUAAGACUCUGCCUAUGACUACUAAUUAAUCUCAAUAUAUUACGUUUAAAUAAGAUCGUGUCUUUGCUAUAUAUGUUGUAUCAAUAUAAAUAUCAAUAAUUAUUCGAGCCACCGAUUCAAGAAUA